Messenger RNA from Aphis gossypii (cotton aphid), 4334 nucleotides. RefSeq lists its product as uncharacterized. Lineage: Eukaryota; Metazoa; Arthropoda; Insecta; Hemiptera; Aphididae. The transcript is spliced from 4 exons. The record is from RefSeq and is a predicted model, not a curated record. Bases 296 to 2212 code for a protein of 638 amino acids.
GGAUCUCAUUGAUCCUUUCUUCUCGCCGGCCAAGAGUUCUCGAUCACUAAUCGUCUUGGAACCGUCGCGUCAACUGCUCGUUCGGUCUAAAAAUCAUUAGAACUUUUUGUAGUUUCCGAAAAUUUUUUUUACACAUUUUAAUUUUUUUUUAUAUUUGUUGUUGUUAUCGUUAAUAGUGUGUUACAAUAGUGCUGUUGUUUUGUUUUCGUAGAACAAAACGUUGCUGUCUUAUUACGCGUUAGUGAGACCAGAUUUCUUGUUUUGAGAUUGUUCAAUAAGAUCGCAAAGACUAAAAAUGAUCCUCAGACUAUCACUGAUGUUUUGCUUUCUGGCAUACAGCAUGACGGAAGAAGUGGACGUGGUCGAAGCUAUUUCCGGGACGUCGCAAUCAAUCGACGAUCUGCUACAACAGGCAUCCGACCAACAGCCAAUGCAGCUGCAACACGGGCCGAUGCAGUCUUCGGCACAGAAACGAGAUGACGCGAUGGAGGCGCACAAUCCCGACCAGCUGGCCAUGGAGACCGGUGACGACGUGGAAGAUCAGGACGCGUCCGGUUCCAUAGCCAAACACAACUACUUGAAACCACAGUCGGCACCUGUUCGCGGUCAUCCACCACUGAACCGCGGUCCGCCGCCACCUCAGCAGCAGUCUCAACCUCCCCAACAGCAGUCCAGCAAGUAUCACCACCACAACUAUCACGGACCACCACCGCCACCACCAUCUUUACAGCAACAGCAACAGCAACAACAAUUGGUCGCUCAACAGUCCGAGGCCAUGGACAAGGUAUACUCGGCCGGCCCGGUAGGAAACGCACUCGGUGACCCGUGGCCGAGCAGCGUGUCUGCUGACAUGCCAAAAAUCGUGUCACUGGACGUCAAGUGCGAGAAGAACUCGAUGAAGGUAUUCCUGAGUUUCGAUAAGCCGUUCUACGGAAUCGUAUUCAGUAAAGGCCACUACAGCAACGGUAAUUGCGUGCACUUACCCGCCGGUUUAGGCCGGACGUCCGUCAACUUCGAGAUCGGUGUGCACGCGUGUGGCACUUCCGGCAACACCGAGAACGGUCUAUACGGGUACGGAGCUGACUCUGGAUCCGGCACCUACUUCGAGAACAUUGUCGUCAUCCAGUACGAUCCGCAAGUGCAAGAGGUCUGGGACCAAGCCCGGAAACUCAGGUGCACGUGGCACGACCAGUACGAGAAGUCAGUCACGUUCAGGCCGUUCCCGGUUGACAUGUUGGAUGUAGUCAGAGCAGACUUUGCCGGAGACAACGUUGGAUGUUGGAUGCAAAUACAAGUCGGCAAGGGACCAUGGGCUUCCGAAGUCUCCGGGUUGGUGAAAAUCGGACAGACCAUGACCAUGGUACUGGCGAUCAAAGACGACGACUCCAAGUUCGACAUGCUUGUGCGGAACUGCAUGGCUCACGACGGCAAACGGGCACCCAUUCAACUCGUGGACCAGAAGGGUUGCGUGACUCGCGGCAAGCUCAUGUCCCGAUUCACCAAGAUCAAGAACUUCGGUGCCAGCGCAUCCGUUCUGUCGUAUGCACACUUCCAGGCGUUCAAGUUCCCAGACUCGAUGGAAGUACACUUCCAGUGCACCAUACAGAUAUGUCGGUACCAGUGCCCGGAUCAAUGUUCGGACUCCAACGCCAUACUCAGCGCUCAACAUGGUAAUCUGCUAUCUGCCCACCAUCCGGCUGUGGGACCAGCAGAGUACGGUCCACCACCCGCGCCCCUAGACGUAUACGCCCGCAUUGGUUCGGCCCAUCCCAGAGACGAAAGACGCGUCCGACCGAGACUUCACCGUAGGUCAGCCGCCACCAGCACCACCGCCAGCACCAGCACCGCCGCCUCCACCGAACAAGAAGCCGUGGGCGUCAACCGCGUCAUCAAAGUAGUAUCCACGGGUGACCUGACGUUCGCCCUGGACGACUCCGCAAACAGCUCGGCCACCAAUACCAUGGUGUUCCCUGUCAGAACCGUCGAACCGGGUUCGUCAAUGAUCUGCAUGACUACGGUCGGAUUCUCCGCCACGCUGGUCGUCCUUCUCGGCAUCCUGCUGGUGUCCUGUCUGGUAUCCGCGUACCUGUGCUUGCGCAUCAGAUCCAUGCCGCAGCGCCGAAAAAACGCACAAGUGGCUUGCACCAACCCCACACUGCAACCACAGACCAUGCACAAGUCGGCCGUUAUGCACCCGGCAUACUCGUCGUGAUUGUUUACGCCAUUUCCGGCUCACUUCCGCGGUCGAGUCAAUGGUGGGCAUCGCGGUGGGUGAGAGUUAAAACGCAAUUACAAAAAAAAAGAAAACCAAAAUCUUAAAAAAAUAAAAGUCACGACCGUCGCACAAACGAAACGCCAUAAUUAUAAUUAUAUUAUACUUAGUAGACGUAGAUAUUAUAUUAUUACAUAUAGUAAGCCAAAGCUACCCCCCAAAUAACAUUAUAGAUAGGUAUAUAAACAUUUUAAGUCGGACAUAACGGGCGUUAAACCGUAUUAAAAACGGUUAAAUAUCCUUCGUGAUCCCCCUCUUAUGCCUCAACCCCAUCCUCGCUUUAUGACGAUCGUUGUCUCUCGUUUCGAUUUUCCAUCAUCGAGUCCGACGCUAUUCAUCAUCGCGGUCGUAUCGCAUCUUACGAUUCAAUAUAUAAUAUACUUAUUGUAUAACGUCAUAAUACCUAUAUAUAUAAUAAUUGAGUAUAGGUACGUGCAUUAUUUAUUAUUAUUUUUCUUUCGUUAUCCUUUCUUUCCAUUCAUCGUCCAAUAUCGUAAUUUACACCCGGGGGAACGUAUCGACUUACGAGUCGCCACGUCGUUCGUUUUUGCCAUCUAGUUCCAUUAUCAUAGAAUUAUUACGACUUAUCAUUUGCGCCGGACCGUCGACGCUAUAACACACUAUACCUUAUAAUAUAAUAUAGUAUUCGGUAAUUCGAGAGCGCCGUCGUCACACGUGGAAAAAUAAAACUCCGACCUCAAAAAAUAUGCAUCCCGUUCGCACGCUUCUUUUUUCUAGAACGUAUCACUUAAAUAUUGUGAGAGUGCUAAAAACCCGUCAUCACUGAGGUCUAACGAGAGGUAUUAUAUUUUUAAAAUUUUAAAACAUUAUGCUUUUUAUCUAUCGGGUAUAAGUUUUAAUCCGAUUAUUUAGACUAUUUUUUUUGAUUUAACUAAAAUCUAUCGCUUUCCCGCGCCCUACAAUAAACGUGUUUAUCGCUAUACAAUAACCGCAAGCAUAUAAUAUCGUAUAGGUAUAUAAUACGUAUGCCCACCGCGCGUAAAAUUUUAUAUUAUUACUAUAUUAAUUGUAUAGGUUUAUAUAAGUCUGUUUUCGUUUCGAUAUAAUCCAAACGCGCAUCGCUUUAGACUAAUUAAACACGUUCAAAAUAAAAUAAAUAUACGUUAACGGCCAAUAUAAUAUUAUACAUUGUAUACUUUUUCUUGAGCUUUUAAAUAUUAUAUUUAUAAAUUUAUUAGAUAUAGUGAAAGAGUUUGAGAGAGAGGAAAUAAUGACACUCACUAUCGCGACUGCUGGUGUCCAUGUCCUCAUCCCCACCCAGCACUGUACAGUUUACAUUUACGAUAUUGUAUCCACGGUGUAAUAUCUAUAUUUUAUAGUAACAAAAUACGUCUUACAAAAUAUAAUAUAACACACUUGUAUCGAAUAUUAUUACAAUUUAUAGACUUAAGAGAAUGAGCCAUAUAUAUAUUAUGUUAUUUAUUUUCGAUAGGUAAUUAUCGUCUAUUUCAUACAUACAAAAUAAUACUAUAAAUUAUUUUAGUAGUAUAUAUAGGUAUAACUUAAAUAUUAUUAUUACGUUGUACUUCUUUUUAUAUAGUCGAAUAAUUAGUCGUUAUUAUUAUUAUUAUUGUAUACAUACUAAUGCCUAAUUAGUUUCUAAUGAGGCAUUUCCAACAACUUUUGUGCGUUUGCUUUUUACGACUUAUACAAUACACACACUAAAAACACAAUAUGAAAAAAUAUUCUAAAAACAUAAACAUUACGAAUAAAAUUUAAAUAUUAUUUAUUCCCCCGAGAUUAUCUGAAUCUAAGAUUUAAUUUAUUAAUAUUUAUUAUUAUCGUAUGUACCGAUAGAAGAGGAACAAAAUAAGCACAUGCACAUUAGUUGUUGACUAUGGUAUAAGCGUGUACAAUGUACAUUGUACCUAUAUGUAUAUGUAUAAGUUAUAAUAUAUUAUAUAUAUUACGUAUGUAUACUUAAUUAACUUAUUUAUUUAUUUAUUAUUAAUUUAUUAAUUUAUUUAUUUAUUUUAAGCUACGUUUUUAUUAUAAAAUGUGAUUUCAUUAUAUAUAUAUUUAUUAUCAUGUCAAACAAAUA